GGCACCCAAAAGGCAACUCUCUCGAAGUAAAAAAGAAUAACUCUUAAAAAAAGAGCCGUCUCUCCACUAAUGACUUCUCCCGAUUCCCACAUCCUGAGAAGAAGAAGGAUCCUCUCUGUCUUGCCUACCUUGCGCACCAGCAUCAAACCACUGCCAGCAUGGAGAAAGAUGUCAAACCAAGUGAAGAUCCAUUAAGCGUGGUUAACUCAUGUAUCGAAAGCUUAGAAAAAUUAGUAAAUUUAAAGACAAGCUCUGACCGUGCUUUGUAUGUUGGAUCCAUAGAGAGAUUACAACAUGCUGUUUGCUCAGAAGACAGUGCAAUGAAGCAUUUUGUAUCCAGUUACAGUGGAGGUAUACCACUUCUGGUUGCAAUAUUAGAGAAAAGUCAAGAUCAGCAUAUAAGGCAUUUUGCUGUUUUGAUUAUAGAAAAGAUGCUAUUACAUAAAUCAGGAGGAAAUGAGCAUGCACAAGCAUUUGUAUUCCAUGGUGCUGUGGAUCAUUUAUUGAAACUUAUAGUCAAAUGCCAAUUGUCUUGGGGAGAUGAUUUUAUUUCUUCUCUUUAUAAAGUAACUGCUAGAAUUGGAGAUGAAGACAAAAAGUUUGCUGUGAAGGCCAGAUUCCUUGGUGUCCUUCCUGUAAUUGUAACACAUAUUAGAACUUACGCAAAAAGAUACAAAGUACUGAAUACAAUAAUGAGACUCUUGAAGAAAAUCAUGGCUAGUUCUGUAAAUGCCACAAAGCUUUGUAAAGAUGGGCUACCAAGAGAACUUUUACAUUUCUUAGAUGAACCCAAAAAAAUGACAAUCAUUCCAGUUCUGGAGGCCAUUUCAGAAGCAACUCGAACAAGACAUGCAGCUCGUCAGUUUGUAAAAGAUGAUGUUAUUUCUAGAGUUUUGCAGAUUAUAUUCAGUACCAAUGCAGCUGGCUGUAAUAGAAUUAACAGCUCUAUUUGUAAAACUGGCUUAAAAGUUCUAGUCCAUUUAACUCAAAUAAAAAUUGGCCGUGAAAAAUUACUUUCUGCUGGAACCAUUCCAUCAUUAUUAUCUUGGUGUCGAACUUUGUUGGAAAUUCCUGGAAAUCGCUACAAUACCUUGGUCUCUUUGGUAAGCAAUGUCAUUCAGCGAUGUUUACCUCCUCGGCCUCUGCCUGUGAAAAAAUUAAACAAUCCUGUUAAUUUUUCAUUUUCUGAAAGCUAUAACCACAAUGAAUCAGAUAGUUCAGAUGGCAAAAAUGAUGAUACUUUAAGCUUAGCAUCUUCUACGAUGUCAUCUGCAGAUAGUGCAAGUGAUUCUGAUGAGCAGGAGAUGCGACCUCUUGAUCUUGUUGAAUCAUCAUAUGGGGAAUCUGUGGAACAUUUUGCUGUGUUUUUCGAUGAAAUGAAUGAAACUCAACAAAUAAAGCCUCAUUUUGCUGCUGGAGAUGAUAUGCAAAGCGAAGAUUUCAAAGAUGAUUUCUAUGACAAAUAUGUUUCUUCACCAGUGAUUGAAUUUAAGGAUCUAAAGCUUACUUCUCUUAUUCCAAAAUUGGUACCAAAACAGCCUUGUCCACCUCUAACCAAAAAAGAAAUGCAACGCAAAAUUCGGAAACCAACUACUGAAUUAUCUCACUGCAUGAAAGAACGUCAGCCAAAAACUACAUCAGUGACUACUCUUGCUUUAUGUGGGCAAGGUACUUGUGGCAAACCCCCAGCCAAGCGAGCUAAUCUAUCUGAUACAACUUGUGAUAUAAAUGCCAUUCCAUCUUCUCAAUUAAAUGGUGAUAAAAACUGUCAAUUACUUCGUUUUGAGCGACAACUUCUCUUGGAAAGUGCCAGAGAAGAGAGCAGGAACCAAAAGUUUAUUGAAAAUGUUAGCCUGUCUGAUAUUUAUCAUAAACAGUCUUUUUCAACUGUCUCUGUUUCCCCAUUGGUAAAACUUGCAUACCCAGAUAUCAUGAAUUACUCAUCUGAUAUCAAGCUUGAAACACCUUUAUUGAAACAAGAUCCUUUCCUAUUAAGGUUCGCAUGUAGUGGUGAUUGUCAACUGCUGUGGCACAAAAUUUACAAAUAUUGUGAAGAAAUGGCUCAGAAUGAUCGUUUUUAUACAGAAAUUUAUAAUCUUGAUACUUUGAUGAAUGAAAGCUCCUCAAAUUUUGGAUCUUCAGUCAAUAUUGAUCAUCAUCGCAUUCAAAGUGAAAAACAAUAUGAGCAUCUUCAAUUUGAAGCAAGAUUUGAAAGUGGGAAUCUCAGAAAAGUUUUUUGGAAAGGGGGAGAAGAAUAUGAUCUCAUACUAAAUCCAGAUAUUAAUUCCAAGGGCCAUAUACAAUGGUUUUAUUUCGAAGUGUCUGGUAUGAAAGCUAAUUGCCCAUACACAUUUAACAUCAUUAACAUGGAAAAGUCUACUAGUCAGUUCAAUGAAGGUAUGUGUCCAGUAAUGUUUUCUGUAAGAAAUCAUAUGGAGAAAAAGCAAGGUUGGAUUCGAGCUGGAUCUGACAUCUGCUAUUUUCGAAAUCAUUAUACUCAAGGCCCUUCAACUAACUCCAUUCUUCGUAACAAGCCUUAUUACACUUUAACAUUCACUGUUACUUUCGAACAUACAAAUGAUGUCUGCUAUCUUGCCUAUCACUAUCCUUAUACCUUUACAACACUUCAGACACAUCUUUAUUAUUGGUUAAACAGUUAUGAUACAACAUCAAUAUAUUUUAAGAAAGAUGAAUUAUGUAGAACUUUAGCUGGAAACUCAGUUCCUCUAUUGACAAUAACAUCAAAACCACUAGACACCAAUCGUCCAUAUAUUUUUCUAACUGCCAGAGUUCAUCCUGGAGAAAGCAAUUCUUCUUGGGUCAUGAAAGGAUCAUUAGAUUUUCUACUUUCAAACAAAGCCCAAAAACUGAGAGAUAGCUAUAUUUUUAAGGUUGUGCCAAUGCUCAAUCCUGAUGGAGUAAUAAAUGGAUGUCAUCGACUUUCUCUGUCUGGUCAAGAUUUAAAUCGCCAGUGGAUUACCCCUAAUGCGCAUUUACAUCCUACAAUAUAUUAUACAAAAUCAUUAUUCCAUUACUUGGCAUCUAAAAGUAAAAAACCUCAGGCAUUUUGUGAUUACCAUGGGCAUUCUCGUAGAAGCAAUGCAUUCUUUUUUGGUUGCAAUCCAGAACAAUCCUGGUGGCCAAGUGAUGAAACAAAGCCUGACUGUGAAAGUUUUAAGAUACUUCCUAUUUUGAUGGACGAAAUGGCGCCAACUUUCAGCCUAGAGGAUUGUGAUUUUACUAUUGAAAGGUGUCGUGAGUCUACUGGAAGAGUUACUGUCUGGAGGCAAUUUGAUGUUGCUCUGAGUUAUACCUUAGAAUGUUCUUAUGGAGGUUGUAGUCAAGGAAAAUAUGCUGGUUAUCAUAUGGGUAUUCCACAACUCGAAGAUACUGGAAUGAAAUUAUGUCAGUGUUUUGGAAAACUAGUGAUUGAUGCUCACAGCAACCGAGUAUGGAGUUCUAUACCUAUAGAUGUGAAAUCUUUUCCCCUUUCAAGCUUUGAGAAACCAUCCAGAUCUAAAUUUUGUACUUCAUCUACUUCUACUGAAACUGAUGAUGAAUUUGAUGACUGUGAUGAAGACGAGCAAACAAUAUGAUUAUAGUUUGAACUUAUGUAUAAUAAUAUAGGCAGAAUAAUAUUAUCUAAAUUUAUAUAAGUUCAUCAUUUUCUACUUAUUAAAUAUUAAAUAAAAUUCUAUUAUAUUUGGAAUGUAUAUUUUAUUUCAUUAGAAUUUAUUUGUAUUAAGUCGUAACAAAUGUGCACAAUGCGAGCCCAUGAGUAAAUACAAUGUAUUACUAAAUGAAAUAAAUUUUUAACAGUGUUUAUAUUCACUAGAAUGUCAUAUUCAGUGUUUUCAAAACUGUUAAGAUUCGUUUUAGUAUUAUUGUAAAUUGAGAAAAAGUAUAUUCAGAUCAGAUUAUUAGAUUAAAAAGAAUUUUUGGAGUAAACCAGAAGUAUUGAUUUCUUAUUUGCUUAUUUGACAUUUGAGAAAUUGAGAAAACUUUUUUAUAACUUUAAAUUUCUCCUGAUUGAAAUUCUUAUAGCAGUUUUAUAAAUAAAUUUCUAGAGAAUGUAUAUCAAGACUUUCAAAAUUAGAUUUCAUCGAUUAACCAAAUAGAUUGGAAAAUUCAAGAAUGUAUCAAAGCAUUGCAUGUAAUUAUUUUUACUAAUCAAAUGCCUCAGUUGAGAGAAUAUGAAGCCUUUCUGGUUAGCUAUAACUUUGCCUGUGUUAAAAACUAUUUGUCUCAGUAUUUUGUUGCUUCUAAGUUCAUCGUAAAUACUUUGUUCAAGAUUUCUGUGCUUUGAUUUUGAUGUAUUAUUUAUCCAAGGCUCCAGCUAUGAUUAAUUGUCAAAAUAUGUGCAAUUAAAAAUAUUUUAAAUUUUUAAAAUAAAGCUGAUUUAUUAGAUAAGCGACCAAUAUUCUGAAAACUCAGUAAAGGAAAGCCAUUCAUAUUCUAAGAAUGUUUCUGAAUCUGAGAAAAAUGUCUGCCAAAAUGAUGAAUUUUCAAAUAUCAUCAACCACCAAAUAUUUAUAUGAUUUGAUUUUAAUAUCAAAAGAAAAUGUGAAAACUUCUGAUGAAUUUCUAUAUGUAGGUUUCAUUGUUUAUUUAGGAUUAUUCCAUUUCUUCCUUCCAUGCUUAUAUCUAAAUUCAGUUAGUUUACAUAUUUAUUAAGUUUAUAGAUGAAAGAAAACUAUUUUAGUUAAAGCAAGUACUUAAAAUUUUUAUAUGUAUAAAAAAAUAUAUUAUAUGUUUAUCCUAAAACCUCUCUACCUCAAAAUAUUUUUUCUGUGUUUAUGAUUUUCAGUUGUGUAUUGCUUUAAAAGUAUUGUUAGGUAAGUAUGAAUCAGUUAAUAUAAAGAAUUUCUACAAUUGGCUGAAAAUGAGAUAUGUGUCUUUCUAGUUAAAAUCAUAUGGAAAUGAGUUGAGAACUGUCUUAAUUGUUGGUGAACAUGAAGAUUGUGAAUCGAACAAUAUAAUAAUUUUCAUUGUUUGAAUCUGAUUUUUUUUUUUUUUAUGAAAUUAGUGUUUUAUUGAUUCUCCUGCAUGUGAUAAAUAUUUUUAUAAGACAUAUUUACUUAUUACUUUAGAAUAUUCCUUUCUGCAAUUUUUGUUUUAUUUAGUUACUUUGGGAUUAUAAGACCUCAGGAGUUUUAUUAAUUCAGUUUAAAUCAAAACUUUGUUAAUGGAUGUAGAGUUAUUAAUUCAACCAAAGUUGUGUUCAUUUUAUUACAAUAAACUAAGGUUGUCACAUAUUAUUAUUAAACAGAACUUAAAGGCUCCUGAUGUUUUUUUAUUAAAAUAAGUGUGUUGUACUUAAUAAAAAAUAACAAGAGCUAACAAAAUAUUGAAUAAUUAGAAUAUUGUUUUUAAAUCAGUAGUGGAUUUAGGUAUUUUACGACCCUAAGCAGUACAUUUUUAUAUAUUACUUAUUUGUUUUAGUUUAAUUUUUUUUAUUAACUGUUGCAAAUAUAUAAUUAUUUUUAUUUAUCUAUUAUAACUUUAGAGUGUCCGACAUUCACUUUUGUAUUCAAUAUUAUUGAAGCAGAUGCUUUGGUUUUAUAAAUAUUCUAAUAACUAGUGAACACAAUCGAACUUAUGGGAAUCUGACCAGUUUGUUAAUAUUAUUCUAACAUAUUUUCAUUUAUAGAAUUUUUACUUUUUUCCGAGCUUAGUUAUUUGUUAAGAAACUUUUAAAAAAAAGUUUUUUAAAUCUGGCCCAUUUUCAGUCUAGAGCUGUAGGCAGCUACCUAAUUAGAAACCCAUCACUGUCCCUAGGAUAUUUUAUCUGUUUGUAACAUUUGCAUUAAAAUUAAAUAAAAUGUUUUCUUGUCAAAGCAAAAAAAAAAUUAUCUGUUUGUAACAUUUGCAUUAAAAUUAAAUAAAAUGUUUUCUUGUCAAAGCAUUAUUUUUAUUAAUAUGAUGGAGAAAUCUAUUAUAAUUGUUAAAUUAAAUUACCAGUAAUUAAAUUGAUUAGAACAAUUACAUUUUUGUAAUUUUUUUAAUAACAAAAAAAUUUGAGAUAUUAAUAAACUGCAAAAUCUAAUUAUGCAAUUAAAUUUCAAUCCCAGUUUUCAACCCAUUGAUUAGAAAAAUGAUGUAAAAAAUUUUUCUGUUUUUAAAUUUAUAAAGCAUAGUUAAAAUUAAUAAUAAUCUUAACUAAUAUUUAAGUUCAUUUACUUUAAAUUUUGUUUUGUACAGAAAAGAUAUUUAAUCUUUGGGAUGUAAGAUUAUUAUGAAGGUUGUGCAUAAAUUUUAGAAAUUUAUUGCCGAAGAAAUUUUUUCUUAACAAACAGAGCUGUGAUAAAAGCAGAACUAUGUUCAGUAGUCUUAACCAUUUUUAGAUAAGAUUUAUUGGAAAUUUUUUGUACUUCUUAGAAAGGCCAUGCUGCAAAAAAGAGAAAAAAAAAAAAACUUUCUGAUAAUAUGAAAGAAUAAAUUGCCUUUAAUUAAAAAAAUGUUGCAAAAUAUCUAGCAUAUACAUAUAUACAAUCAAUCUUAAUUUUUUAGAAAUUUUGAAUGCAUUUCAAAUUAUGCUUUAAUUUUUUGGGUACAUGUUCUGUAUUUGUUUGAAUUUAUGUUUCCUUUUUUUUUUUUGUAUUUCUAAUUAGCUUGUCACAAUAUCAUUUAGCAGUAUAUAUUUUAACUAAUAAGAAAUAAAUGAAUUCUUAUGUAAAAACUACUGCCUUCACAUUUUCAAAAAUUUAAAUGCGCUUCAAAUAAAAAAAUCAUUUCAAAUAAAUAUGUAGUCAAACGGUUAAUGUAAAGUGAGUAUUUUAAAAAAAAAAAAAUGAUCAAGUGCAAACAAUAAUAAGUUGAAAUAAAAUUUUACUUGGUUAAGGUUUUAAGUUCUUUUUUUUCUUCUUUGUAAUUUGAGGCUAAAAGAAAUAAAUAUUUAUGCAAUUCUUUAAUGUAUUAUAUUACACAAUGAUUUCAAAAUUGGGACCUUGUAGCAUUUUAACAUAUUUCUGUUCAUGAAAUACUUUGAUUCUUGAAUACACAUGAUGUUUGGCGUUUUGAAUUUUAUUUUUUGGUUUUAAAACGUUAUUUACAUUUAUACUUAAUGGUUGGCUUUGAUAGGCAGUUUUUUGCCAUUCUUCUGUGUGCAUUGAUAUUAUCUAUAUUUUAAGUUCCUAAGUGUGCUAUGUUUCAGUAUUGCUGUGUUUAUAAUGUUUUAUAUAAUGUGUAUUGUUUAUUAUGAAUCAAUUAAGAAAAUUAGUUUGUAAAUUGAAUUUUUUGUGUAUAAUACUGGUAGAUUAUUUUCCUGUUUUAUCCAAUGUUAUGGAAAUUUGUGUCAUUCUUAUGUUUAUAAAUUAAAGGUAAAUUACUGAUAGAUGUCUUAAAAUGUGAGAUUUUGUUAUUGUUGCUAUUUUAUUUUAUAAAUUAUU
Messenger RNA from Argiope bruennichi, 7388 nucleotides. RefSeq names its product cytosolic carboxypeptidase 1-like. Lineage: Eukaryota; Metazoa; Arthropoda; Arachnida; Araneae; Araneidae. Gene Ontology annotation, molecular function: metallocarboxypeptidase activity; zinc ion binding. Gene Ontology annotation, biological process: proteolysis; protein side chain deglutamylation; C-terminal protein deglutamylation. The coding region runs from base 159 to 3596 and encodes 1145 amino acids. The transcript has 25 exons. The record is from RefSeq and is a predicted model, not a curated record.